Exophiala xenobiotica is the source of this 1446-nucleotide messenger RNA. RefSeq lists its product as uncharacterized. The record is from RefSeq and is a predicted model, not a curated record. NCBI's taxonomy places the organism in Eukaryota, Fungi, Ascomycota, Eurotiomycetes, Chaetothyriales, Herpotrichiellaceae. The transcript has a single exon. Bases 85 to 1191 code for a protein of 368 amino acids. Gene Ontology annotation, cellular component: nucleus. Gene Ontology annotation, biological process: regulation of cell cycle.
GACAUGAUGCCUGUGCUCAGAGGUUCCAGUUGCCCAUAAGUCUUUUUUUUUCACUUUCUCUACCGAAUAGUACAACCAGCCACAAUGGCACCACAGAUACCGGGAUCGCUGGCUGCCAUCCUGCAAACCUCGAUCGUCCUCUCCGAACGUUUUGCAUCUUCGCUUGCGCCGAAUGCUCCUGUCCAACUGCCUUCUACGAAUCAAGACUCACCCUCUCCUCUAAUUCUGCUGAAUGCUGCGGCCGCAUCAUUAAGAUCUCAAGUGACCAAGUUGUCCUUAUUGGCCAUUACAGCCCCAUUUACUCCCUCCGCGAUCACGACAUGCCUCAACCCUCUCAACGAAUCCAUCCUAACCUCUCUUGUCACCGCGGCUCUGUUGACAACGCCAGAGUUGUUCACCACCUCUUUCUCUACCGAAUGCCGCUCGCUUACGGCUGCUGCCUUACGUGACUUACAAGUACUGCUACGACUAGUCGAAACGCGGAGUCGAGACAAAAGGCCAAGAGCAGAGGUAUCUGAGACACAAAAGAAGGCAUUCACCGAGGCCACUGGACGUGUGUGGGACGAUUGUGACAAGCUCGCGCCGUUGGCGAAAGAAGGCGUGCCAGGCUACGUUGUCAGAAAGUCAAAGCAAUGGCUCGACUUGAUGAAGGACGCUGUCAAAGAAUUCGAAGAGUGGGAUCCCGAGGAGAACGUGGAUGAAGACGACCCGUUUGGCGAGAGACUCAGCGAUGAUGAUGGUAAUGAUGAGUCAGACGAGGCGGAUGACAGCGACCGAGCCGCCAUUUCUGCCGGUGUGAAGGAGCAAGCGCUCAAAGUCCUCAACCGCAUUCCACAGAGCAUCCACGUCGUCAUCAAGCAGAGGCUAGAGAAGAUUGAUGUGACUAAACCAGCAUCGUCGACAGAUAUGACUCAAUUGGACAUGAUACUCAGACAGAACCGUCACAUCUCCGAACUGAUUGACGAAUCUGCCGAAGGCAUGUACCUGGGUGAUCUUGAGCUCUGCUUGAAAAAGGCAGGCGAAGCUCGUGCUCUAACAAUAGAGGUCGUCGAGUCGGUCAUUCAGCCAUUCUCGAAGGUCGACUCAGCUGACGUGGCGGAGUCUAAAGAGGACAAAUAUGUUAAGAGAGCGCUUGAAUGGAUUCAGCAAGUGGACACAGGCCGACAUCCAAAGGCAACUACACCUGGCUGAAGUAUCUUCAAUUUUCAGUGCUUGUGCGCAUUAUGUACAGAGAUUGAGUCGUCACGCCGAGCUCACCCGGUCUGUGACCCAUGUUACUUUCUCAAUGCGAAGAGCCCUCUGAACCCAGAUUAUUGUCCACCAUGUCCACACAGCAGCCCAUACUGAAGGCACACUCCAUCCGAUGCCGUAAGCAACAUCGUCACUGACGACCCAUAUCACUGCUAUCAAGGCUGCGCCGAUGAUUGUAGCAGAAAUGGACCACGA